UCAAAUUGCCUAUCCUCUUUGUGGCGGCCAUAUUUACAGAAACAUAAUUAAACUUCAUGUUUAGGCUGAUGGCUUUGCCAAAGCCUUAAUAAAUUAAAAAAAAAUUGUGACCACAAAUUAUUGUGACCAAUUUUGUGACGAUUAAUUUGUAAGAUUGCAGUGUGAUUUAAAAAUAUUGUGUAUUAUUUUGUGAAAAUGGCUAAAAAAAAUAUAGAGGAUGUCGAUUUAUACGCGAUACUUGAUUUACAAAUCACUGCUACAGAAUCAGAGAUCAAAAAGGCUUACCGCAAGAAAGCUUUACAAUGCCAUCCAGAUAAAAACCCUGACGAUCCUAAAGCUGCAGAAACAUUUCAUGAGCUGUCCCGAGCUCUAGAAAUAUUAACAGAUAGUUCAGCCAGAGCUGCAUAUGAUAAAGUAUUAAGAGCAAAAGCAGCUGCUAAACUACGUCAUCAAGAACUAGAUAGCAAGAGGCAAAAACUUAAAGAGGAUCUUGAAAGGAGGGAAAGGGAGGCUGUAUCAGGAAAAGGAUGUAAUCUUACUGAUGAACAAAAAUUAGCAGCAGAAAUUCAAAGAUUACAGAAAGAGGGCAGUAGACUUUUAUUAGAAGAGCAGCAAAGAAUGAAAGAAGAAAUACAGAAAAGCAAAAACAAGUUCAGCCCUGUGUGGGAUCCUAGUUUAAACAGAAUAAAGAUUAAAUGGAAAGUUGACAAGUGUGACACUAAUAAUGGUGGUUAUGAUGAAGAUAUGUUGAGAAAGUUUCUAAAGAAAUAUGGAGAUAUCACUGCUUUGAUCAUGUCACCCAAGAAAAAAGGCAGUGCUUUAGUAGAAUUUUCUACAAAGGAUGCUUCAGAUAUGGCCGUUGAAUUGGAAAAGGGGCUCCCAGACAAUCCAUUGACAUUAAAAUGGGUGAAUGAAAGACCAGUAUUAACAACAAAGAAAAAUGCAGCAGGACCUUCAUUGGUCUGUGACAGAGAUUAUGAAUCUGUAGUCUUAAUGAAAAUGAGACAAGCUGCUGAAAGACAGCGGUUAAUAGAAGAAAUGAUGAAGGAAGAACAAGAUUAAUAAUUAAGAUAGAAAUAAAAAAAUAUUUUACAUUCGAAACCAAUUUUAUUUCUUAAUAAUGUAAACAGAUAUCUAUUUAACAGAAUAAAUUUAGAAGACUGAAGUAUACAUAAUAGUGCCUGGA
Messenger RNA from Hyposmocoma kahamanoa, 1186 nucleotides. RefSeq names its product dnaJ homolog subfamily C member 17 (gene DnaJ-15). The coding region runs from base 196 to 1062 and encodes 288 amino acids. The record is from RefSeq and is a predicted model, not a curated record. Lineage: Eukaryota; Metazoa; Arthropoda; Insecta; Lepidoptera; Cosmopterigidae. Gene Ontology annotation, biological process: spliceosomal complex disassembly. Gene Ontology annotation, molecular function: RNA binding. Gene Ontology annotation, cellular component: spliceosomal complex. The transcript has 3 exons.